Molecule: messenger RNA, 1062 nt
Organism: Hydra vulgaris (swiftwater hydra)
Lineage: Eukaryota; Metazoa; Cnidaria; Hydrozoa; Anthoathecata; Hydridae
Source: RefSeq, a predicted model, not a curated record
AUGAAUAAGAUAAGGUAUACAGCUGAUGAAGCUCUCACGAUAAUUUUGGAACCUUGUUCAGAUUCUGAAAUGUCGGAUUUAGAAGAUAGCAGUGAUGAUGAUAUUGAAAUUUCUAAAAAACAAGACAGCAAUCACAUUGAUAAUCAAGUAACAACUAUACAUUUUGAUGCUGAUAUUGAAUCUGAAAAUACUACUGAUGUUAUCGGCUGUACAAAAAAUAUAGACACAAAAAAUAUGUCAAAAUUUGAUAAUCACGUAUUUAGAUGGAGAUCAUCACAGCUUUUCCAAUUAAACACAGAGUUUCUUGGAACUAAGUUUUCUUUACCACUUAAUGUUAACACUUUAACACCUUUAAACUAUUUUGAAAUGUUUUGGAAGCAUGAAAUUAACAAACAUAUAUCAGAUGAGACUAAUUUGUAUAGUGUGCAGAAAACAUCACAAAGUAUUAACACUACUGUGAAAGAAAAUGAGCAGUUUAUAGUCAUGCACAUAUAUGUCCUUUGUAAAAAUGCCAUCACAUGCAAUGUACUGGGCAUCCGCAACAAGAUAUCCUCUAAUUGCAGAUACCAUUUCAGAAAUAAUUGUAUUUUAAUUGAACCAGAAGUUGAACAGUCUAUAGACGAACAGGUUAUACCAGCUAAAACCAAACGUAGUGGUAUCAGACAGUAUAAUCCUAAGAAACCUACAAAAUGGGGUUUCAAAAAUUACGUUCGAUCAGGUGCUUCUGGUUUCAUGUUAUUCUCUGAUAAUUGGUUUUCUUCAUUACAACUUUGUCUUCGUCUUAAAGAAAUGGGAUUCUUAGUAACUUCAACCAUAAGAAGUGAUCGAAUUGAAAAUUGCUCAUUACCAACAGAAAAAGACCUAAAGAAAUCUGGGAGAGGAAGUCAUGCGUACAAAACUGAUGUAAAUUCUAACAUUGUGAUAACAAAAUGGUUUGAUAACAAGUGUGUACAUAUGUGUUCCAAUUAUGUGGAUCCAAAAUCAGUUUGUUCUAGUCAAAGAUGGCAUCAAAAAGAAAAAAAAUUUGUCACAAUAAAUUUUCCAGAGGUUGUAAGACAAUAA